Molecule: messenger RNA, 1069 nt
Organism: Maniola jurtina (meadow brown)
Lineage: Eukaryota; Metazoa; Arthropoda; Insecta; Lepidoptera; Nymphalidae
Product: UPF0193 protein EVG1 homolog
Exons: 5
Coding region: 168-1004 (278 amino acids)
Source: RefSeq, a predicted model, not a curated record
AAAUUAAUAUCUCUAUGAAUCUAUGCCCUUGUUGAUUCAAUAACGUUGCCCGGGUAAUUUGAAAACAAAUAAUUUGAGUUUUUUUCCUAGCUUUCUUUAUUUUUAUUGCGGAGAACGAGCAGUAAAACAUACAUCGAGUUUUAAAAUGGUAUUAAUCUAGAUACACAAUGGAGACACCUGACGCCAAAGGAUUCAUCAAUAUUACUUGGCCCAGCAAGAGCGUGCCCCAUGGGGGAAUAUUUCAUUCUAGAUUGGUGGAACGCUCUUCAGCCCAACAGGAAUUUCUUAAAGUCUUACAAGAAGAAUCCAAGUUAACCAUCGCUCAGCGUCGCAAAGCAGCGUGGCAACUGCGCGAGGAAUCCAGCAGAGAAACUGUAGUGAAACAAAGUACCAAAGCACCGCAAGUGCCUAUAGUUCGUCCCCACACUUCUCGGCGCCGCUCGCUGUCUGCUAUACGGGAGUCUGAAGCACUUGACGUCAAUCACUAUCGUCCGCCAAAACUUGGCGAAGACAGGGAGAAGUUGAAAGAGCGACUGGCCAACAGCAUGACUUACGGAGACACUGGACAAAACCCACCGAAUGUCCCAAAACCCUUAACAAAGCCUGGACCAAAAUUACCGACCAAGAAAGAACAGUGGAACGAAUUGGUCACACAAAUUCGGGAGCGUGCGGAGUGGCUGGCAGAGAUGGAAGAGCUGGGCCACGCGGGCCCGCAUCGAGAGCUCAUAAAGGACCAGAUUGCGGAGCGACUGAGGGGUUUGGACGCUUUGGGUGUGGACAGCCAAUGCUCGUCCGCUAGGUCUAUUGCUUCUGGGUUCAGCGGACGGAGUGACCACUCUGAUAAGAGUGUCAAGUCCACACAUUCAAAGGAAAGUCAAGGUUCCCGAAAAGACCGAAAGUCGAAUAAAAAGAGAAGCGCAACAAAACACAGAAAAGAGGAAGAGAAUGUGGCGGCAUAUGAGAAACUAUCGCCGUUGCAAUAUUCACCGAGACGUCGAGUUUGAACUACUUAGGUACCUAGCAUAAUAAAAUUUGGAAAUAAAUAAUUUAAUAAAUUGGUUUUUUAGUA